GAUCGCGUUGCCACACCACGCUACGCGUCGUUUUACGAAUAACGUUUUGCUGCGUUUCGCAGCAUUCCAUUCAUCCUAUUGUCCAUUGUUGUCUUUCGUUAAUUCGAAAGUGAAAGAAGACAUUUACACUUAAUAUAUUAAAGUAUUUAUUAAUAUUUGUGAAGCAUCUUAUCGUCAUGGGUUGCGAUGGUGGUACUAUUCCCCGCAGAGACGAACUCGUUAGAAUAAAGAAGAAACCAGAACAGAAAGAUAAGGAGGCAGAAUUAGCUUUUAAAUGGAAGCACUGUACGAUACGGCAAUUGCCACUGCAACCACCAAUCGUAAGUUGCAGCUUAGGUCGCCUGUACAGUAAAGAAGCUGUGUUGGAAGGUCUUUUGGAUCGCAAUACUCUUCCAGAAUCUGCCGUACACGUUAAAAACUUGAAGGAUGUAAGGAAUCUCAAUUUAACACCAAAUCCAGCAUUUGAUGGUGAUAAGGCAGAGAAAGGAGAUGGUUACAAUGAUGGAAGCAAAAGCCCAUAUAUUUGUCCAGUCAUUGGUUUGGAGAUGAAUGGAAAAUAUAAAUUCUGCUUCUUAUGGUCAUGUGGCUGUGUAAUGAGUGAACGUGCCCUUAAAGAAGUAAAGAGUACAUUGUGUCACAAAUGUCAGCAACCAUUUGAAGAGACAGAUAUAGUCAUAUUAAAUGCAGAAGGUGACGAUGUGGAACUCAUGAAGGAACGAGUGGUGUUCAGAAAAGCUAGUCAAAAGAAGUCAAAGAAGAAGAAAUUAGAUGAAGAUGUAUCAACAGAAGAAAAGAAGACGGAUGAAUUGCCCAAGAAGAAGAUGAAGAAGGAAGAGAAAAUAAUUUCUAAAUUGAACAAUAAUCACAAGGAGGCCAAUGAUCCUGCUUAUAAGAAAGCUAAACGCGAUUACAGUGUUGCAAAAGAUCCUAAAGCGUCGGAAGUUUUCAAAAGCAUUUUUACCACUCAUAAAUCUGCAACAGAGCAAGACAGAGCGCACUGGGUUACUUAUAAUCCAUUUUAUAAUUAAUGUAUAUAAAGCAG
Messenger RNA from Cyphomyrmex costatus, 1042 nucleotides. Its product is annotated as protein RTF2 homolog. Gene Ontology annotation, cellular component: nucleus. Gene Ontology annotation, biological process: mitotic DNA replication termination. The transcript is spliced from 3 exons. The record is from RefSeq and is a predicted model, not a curated record. Bases 177 to 1028 code for a protein of 283 amino acids. Lineage: Eukaryota; Metazoa; Arthropoda; Insecta; Hymenoptera; Formicidae.